AAAAUACUAUACUUAGUUACCUGGCGUUUAGUCCGAUGUAAGACAUGAAGAAAUACAUAGAGCAAUGGAGAGUAGAUUCUGUGUGUUGAACGACACCGAAGACCUCCAAACGCGAAUUUCAAACACUGAGAACAAUCUCUACUUCGAGAGGUCUAAGACGUUGUUUGAGGAAAUCCGUGCGUCCAUCAACAACAAUGACGAAGAGGACCGCUCCUUCUGGAGGCCUGUGCUCCCUUGGGGUGGCGUCUUUACUAUUAAGGCAGGACGGAAGGCCAUAUCAUGCACUCCUCUGUACGUCAAAAUCAACCUAAAAAACACCUGCACCAUCGAUGGCUUUCUCAUGAUCCUUUAUGUGAUCCUGCGGGACAACCAGCGCUUUCCCAGGGAGCUGGCUGUCUUCCUUGGCAAGCAGUUUGUGGAGUAUUUCCUCUACCUGAUGGACUCAUGUGACUACACCACAGUGAAGAUGCUGUGGAUCUGGGACAGGAUGUCUAAAAGACAGUACCGCUCAGAGAUCCACCAGGCAGCGCUGGAGAUAGACCUGUUUGGCAAUGAGCACGAGAACUUCACAGAGAACCUGGAGAACCUCAUGUCCACCAUGCAGGAGAGCCUGUGCACCAACUGGAGCUGUCCAGCCCGCUUCCAGGAAUUUCUCAAGACUACAAUCAACAUCAGCCCUCCUCAUGAGCUGCCUCACAGAGACCCCAUUCAGUCGGCCGUGGACGCGUUUUUCUGCCCCAAGCUCCUACUCUGCUCAGAACUGGGGUGUGACGGCCUGAGGGAGUUCUCUCAGAGGGUUUUCUGCCACGGACCCCCACCCUUUGUCAUCCUCAACAUGCAGCAGUGGAAGUCGGAGGAGCUGUCCUAUGUUCCUUAUCACCUCGCUCUCUGUCAGCACAGGUACUUACUAGAGGGCGCCACACUCUUCAACAAGGAGGAGCAUCACUAUUCUGCAGCCUUCCAGAUAGACGGCUGCUGGAUGCACUAUGAUGGUUUGAGAAGUGACAAUCUGAUCCUGUUACACAAGCCACCGGAGCUCCUGCUGCUGUCCUCUCUGGUCUACAUCCGUGCCUCGGACAAAUGAACGCAUCUCAAGUGGACAAAAACAGACGAUGAGCAGGAGUUGCACCGAAGCACAGGAGUGGAGGCUUGUGAUUAUUUGCCUGUGAUUAUUUCGUCAGGACCUUGCGGAUGGCAUUACGUUACUGAAAUCAUGUUACUCUGCUCAUAUAGAGUUUUUAAUUAAUUCCUGGCAGCAUUUGCUUCAUCUGUUAGCUGUAAGCAUGCUCCGUUUCACCUGAACGCUUACUGUGCGUGAAAUGAAAAUGACUUCUUUUUGGGGGCAUGCUUGGAAUCCAAGAAUAUAAUGGACUACAAUAGUUCUGGCUUGAUAUGCAUAGAUGACCAUGUCAAUGAAUAAUGCACAUAGUGCGCGUUAUAGUACGCCACUCAGAUUUUAAAAAGGUCAUGGUUGUUAAAUAGAUUACACUGUGGGGCUGCAUUUUCCCUUAAAGGGGAAUUGCACAGGAGAUGAGAUUGGCUGUAUACAUUUCCAUCAAAACUGGGGCAUACCAGUUUUGUUAGUGUCUAUUUAACUUUACAUUUAUGCAUAUCAACGCUUUCCUGAACAUGAAUUGGUGCUUUUUUCUAUGUAGACUGUGGUCUGAGGAUCAGAAACAACCAAACAAGGUCAAGGUCCAUGUCAGGUUAACUCCUUGUUUUUUCUUACAAUCUUUAAAUAAGUGAAUGUUAAAACACAAAGUUCUUAAAUCAUAUCAAUGUUAUAUAUAUUACUUAUUUGGCUUCCAGACCACUAAGCUGGCAGCACAUCCAUACUGAUAAAACUGAAUUCAAGCAUUUUAACACUAGCUCAGCAUACACUGCAGUCUCCCAACACAGGAAAUAUGUACAUUUAUGUGUUAUUUUGUAAUAGUUUUUAACCUCAAGAGAAUAACUAGUAUCACGCAGUGCCUCUGCUAAGGGAAGUUUGUGAAAGUGAAUCCUGUUGAACAUAAAUCCUCAAUCAUGGUUAGUGUUCGAUGACUGUUUUUCUAUACAGACACUGUCUUUAAAAUGCAAAUACAAAUAUUUUGGCGUA
This is a messenger RNA of Lates calcarifer (barramundi perch), 2098 nucleotides long. RefSeq names its product linkage group 19 C14orf28 homolog (gene dorip1). Lineage: Eukaryota; Metazoa; Chordata; Actinopteri; Centropomidae. The record is from RefSeq and is a predicted model, not a curated record.